Schistocerca nitens (vagrant locust) is the source of this 7574-nucleotide messenger RNA. RefSeq lists its product as uncharacterized. The transcript has 15 exons. The coding region runs from base 118 to 7302 and encodes 2394 amino acids. NCBI's taxonomy places the organism in Eukaryota, Metazoa, Arthropoda, Insecta, Orthoptera, Acrididae. The record is from RefSeq and is a predicted model, not a curated record.
UUUAGGGUUUUUCGAAAUGGAGUUGAUGAGUGUAGGUGACUUUAUGCCGGUUUUAAGGAAUUACGUUUUGUCAUUAUAGAUACACACAUUUUCACGUUGUAAUUACUGCUGCCGAAAAUGGAUGGAUUUCAGGAACCAAUAUGCGCAGGUUGCGAGUAUUAUGAAGAUAAUUACAAGAAGGCUUUAGACCGGUUCUUGCUGUAUAAAGAAAAAAUAAUGUGUACACAGACUCUGAUCCAGAAAUAUGAAAGGAGGAAGCAGCAGAAUCAACAACUCGUAAGAAAACUGCAGAAGUCACGGCACAGUGCUGCAACUGUAAGAGAGAGAUUCAUGCAUUAUAUGGAGAGAUAUAUGCCACUUGAAAAGUCGUACAAUGACCUUAGAGCUGCGCACAAUGAACUUGAAAGCAAACUGCACACACAGAGUACAGCACUUAUCGCUCUGCAACAACAUAAUAAGCAGCUUACUGCUCUUGUUGAAGUACAGGAAAAAGAUGUGAAUGAGUACAAGGACAAGACUGAAAGAAUAGAAGAAGAGUUGAAAAAGAAGCUAAGGGGUGUCCAUACAGCCAAGGCAAAGGCGGACCAUAAAUAUCAUAAUAUAGCGAAGUCGGCUAUAGAACUGGCAGUUAUAUUACAGGACAAAGGAAUGUUACCAGAUUCCUACAAACUUUGCUUAAAAUCAUGGAAAAAACAGCUUUCACAAGACAUGAAGCAUGAAAACUUUUGUGAUAAUGGAGGAUUUUCUCCUGAUAAGGCAUCAAGUAUCAGCUCACAAGACACUGGCUUUGAUUCUUCAAAAAGUAUGUCUGAUGAUGAAAGUCAGUUUGAUGAAAAAGCGAAUAGAAGAAAAGGUGCAGCUGGUGACAAAAGGUGUGAUAACACUUCAAAAUCUGCUACCCCAUCAAUUCCACUGGAAACUUCUGUUUGUGACAAAUCGGUGAAUACAAGUGACAUUUUAAGAGACUUCCAUACUCCAUGUGCAACAGACAGUUUUCAGAAUCUUAGAGACAUUGGUGUUAAUACUUCUUUAUCAAUGCUUACCUCCGAUUUGAAUAAGUUUUUGGAUGGAGUGGCAAUAAAUGACUCUAAGAAUUUAGAACAGUCACCUCCUGAUCAGGGCAUGGAGAAUCAUGACAUAGAGCCUUUGCCCUUUGGUGCAGACUCGCAAAUGAUCGAGCCUCACUGUAGUCAACGAUGGUCAAUUUUUUCACCAGUUAAAGGUGCAGUCCAUUCAGCAAGUGCUGAAAUGCCUCCUACAAGUGCUGAAAUGCCUCCUUCAAAUUAUUGUGUGGAAGAAGACCAAAGUAAGUUUAUUCAGCCAGAAAAACUUGUUUUUGCUAACACUGAUUCUUCCAAAACCAUUCCACCUCACCUGAAGGAUACUUGCAUUGCAGGAAAAAGUAUGUCAAUUUUGUUAGCAAGUGAAGUGCCAGUUUGUGGAGAAGUUCAAUCAGCUAAUGAGCGAGAUAAAGGAGAAAAAGAAGACAGAGGAAGGGUAAGGGGAGGAAGAGGAGAUGAAGAAGAAUUAGAAGAAGAAGAAGAAGAAUUAGGAUUAGGAGUAAGAGGAAGAGAAGAAGAAGGAGAAGGAGAAGAGAGCUAUGAUGAUAGUUGUAGUGAUGGUGCUCGUAAUAUUUCUAAACCUGAUCAUGAUGAGGGUAGAAAUUUACAUGCGGAGAGGGAAAAUGUUCAUAAUGCUUGGAAUCUUAGAAUGCAAACUACGCUUUGUUUUAAGGUCCCUUCCAGGGGAGCCCGUACUGCUGAAUCGAGGGUUGCAUCUAUGUUGCAAGAAAUGAAAUCAUUUGCGCCAAGAUUAGUUUCUCCUAUGUCACCCUGUGGUAAUGACAUACCAAUCAAAAAUGCAGCUGUUUCAGCUUCUCCACACAUGCAUUUGACAGAUUUGCGUACCAGUGAUUUGUCCUCUGUGAAAUGUGAUAGCUCUCCAGCAGAUUUUGGAAUUUCUCUGACUUGCUCAAAUAAUAAUUCAGUAUUUCAGCAGCAGCAGACAGCCCAGGCAAGUGAUAUGAAGAAGGGGAGUCUUACGUUGCGGGAGAAAAGAAACAGUUUACUGAAGAAAAGCAUCUCAAACAAGUCUUACGGUCAAGAUACGGAAGGAACAAAUCCAAACUGUGAAACAGAAAUUGAACCACUAAAAAGAGUUUGUACAACAGAAACUGAACCAUUAGCAGGAGUUCAUAAAACAGAAAUUGAACCGCUAAGGAGAGUUUCUACAACAGAAACUGAACCAUUAGCAGGAGUUCAUAAAACAGAAAUUGAACCACUAAGUAGAGUUUGUAAAACAGAAAUUGAACCACUAAGUACAGUUUGUGAAAUGGAGAUUGAACCACUAAAAAGAGUUUGUCACGAAGAGUGUUCAUCCAAGUACAGUCAUGUGUUGGCAAGAUUUUCUAUUGGAAAAGAUGUUUCAAGCAAACACCAUAGUGCCAUUGAAGAAAAAAUGAAUAAUUCAAAAAACAUUUUACCUGACCCAAAAUAUAGUGAUGUUUUUACACAUGAUUUUGUGAAGUCUUUGAGUAAUUUAACAUCAAUAAUUGAGAGUAAAAAGUUCUUGAAAUUUGCCAAGAAGAAAAAUUGCCAAAGAAGUCGCAGGUUGAGGAAAAACAUUUUAAAGACAAUUCAUUCACACAGGAAGCAUUUUUCAGCAAGUAACCCAUCUUCUUCUAACAGCAACAUUGUUGAAACAGCAUCAGGCUGUUUUCUUGAAACUGUGAACACUGUUCCAAUCUCUGCUUGCAGUGUAGAGAGCACACCAGAAUCUGGUAAAGUCGAAGAAAGAUUAACAAUGACUGAAACAGUGAACUAUCACUACAAGGAACCUAGUGGUGCCACAGAGGUUUCUGACAGUAAAAAUAAAAUUUCACAAUUACAAUGUAACCCUGACAUGUUGGCUUGUAAAAAUCAACAGAUUGUCCCCCAGGAAGAUGAGAAAGCGAAGAUACACGCAGAGGAGAAUAUUUUACGAUGUGAAACACGUGCUUUAACUUGUGUGACACAAAACCAAGUGGAACUUAAAGAAUCUCAUGUGAUUGAUACUCUGGCACACAGUUUUCAGCCAGAAGUGGAUAAUCAGAUUAGAAACUCACUAGAGGAGGAUGAGAAGGAUGGUGAAAAUGACACUCUAGUACACAGUUUUCAGCCAGAAGUGGACAAUCAAACUAAAAAAUCAUUAGAAGAGGAUGGAAAUGAUGCUGGAAAUGAACUGAUGACAGUAGAUUCAACAUGUCAUUGGGAAGACACUGUCAACAAUUCAGAAUGUUCUUUAGCCACACCAGAUGUAUUUCAUUUGUCAACAAGUAACAAUGCAGCUGACUUUGAGAGGAAAGAUACUGAGACUGAAUCACGCUUGGCUUACACAGAAUUACUGGGCGAUUUAAGUGUUUCAGAUGAUGAUUCUAGCCCAGAAUCCAUAAAUGCCCGUAGUGAAUCAUCACAAUGUUUUGAGGCUGAAGGGUCAAAUUAUGAAUGUCGUAAUGAGCCAACAUGUGGGUCUAAUAACUGUUCUAAGAUAGAUGUACCUCAAAACAGUGUCAACAGUGGAACCAUAUGCGAAUUACCGAAAGUGAAUCAUGACGUUGUUGAUGGAGAGAAAAGUUGUAACAAGCAAUACAAUAAUGGGAACAUCAAGAAAGUGUCUGAGCACAGUGAUGCUAGGUAUUUUAUUCCUCAAAUAGCAACCAGUAAUAAAUUGGUGGUUAAUUAUGAAGAAGUAGAAAUAAAUAUACCUGUUGAGUGUAGGCAAGAAAUUUGCAUUUCUGAGCAAAGUGUUGAUUUAUUGGAUCAGAAACAUGAAGCUGAAUAUGUAGAUAAAAAGAGAAAUUUAAUUUGUGAAGCUGGUGAGGCCAUUUCAGAUAUAUCUACCUGUUUGUCUGCUUCAUGUAAUUCAGAUGGCAAAACAACAAAUCGUGCUACAUUUUCUGGUAGUCGCUUAAGCUUUCGUUCAUGUGGCAGCAUUUCAGAGGUCAUAACAAUGAAUGAAAUGGAAAUAGAGAGAAAUUCAGUUCCUUCUUCUAAAGACUCUACAGAUUCUCUUGCUCAUCCAAAGAUUACUACUGCUAGCACAAAAGAUUGCACAGUGGACAGUUGUGAUGUACUUCAUGAUUGCAAUGCAAAGUUAUUCAUCCAAGGUUCAGAUGUAAAGAUUGAUGAUGAUGUGGCCAAAAAGGAUAGUUUAGCUCUGAAUGAGAGUGGUGUAAGAAAAAUGGGUUCUACCGAUAUGCCAGACAUGUCAAAUGUUAACAGUGAAUUGUCCAAAGACUGUACUGGAACAGAGAAUGGUGCCAACAAUCUGAUUAAUCAGUCUGAAAGUUAUCGAACUAUGAACGGACAUAAACAUAUUGAAGAAAAACAUUGUUCAAAUAAUACCACAGAAAUCUGUAAAGAUAUAAAGGGUACAGAAUUGUUGACUUUGGGGUCUGGUUUACAAAAAGGCACAAUGGAACAUGAAAUAAGUGAUCACCAUAAAAAUAGUGACAUAAGUGUAAAUGAAAAAUCUGAAAGAGAACUUGAAGAAGAAAGUCCACAUCCAAAAACUAUGGGAGAGGAAAAUCUGUCCACACAAAAGUGUGGAAGAAUUUCUGUUGUUGGUACCUGUAACAUACAGAAGUCAUUAAUCAAUUGUUCUGUAUCAGAAGAACCAGUCAUUAAAGAACAACAGGAAUCACGCAAAGACGACAUCCCUGUAGAAGAAAUACCUCAAUCAGAAUUGGGUAUUUCAAAACGAGAUGUGGAGGAAGAAGUGAAAGAUACUGCAGAAACUAUUUGUGAAGAAUAUUACAUACCACAGAGGACAAAAAAGAGAAUUGCCCACAAACCAAAACCUCAAGCUUCAGGCUCAGGUAUUUCAAGUGAACAUAAGAAUUUUCAGAGCCCCACAAAAGCAACAGUGGUUACUACCAUGAAACAAACACGUAAAAAAACAAAACGAACAACUGAAGAUGAACAGAACAACACAAAAACUAUAAACACGGGUCUUACAGUAAAUGAAGUAGCUGGGAGUUUGCCCUCUUUGCCUCUAAAUGUUGGAACUGUCAGUAUGAAAGAGAAACAUACUUUGAAAACAAAAUGUUCCAGUUCAGAAGCAACUGAAAGUGUAAACUGUGUAAGUGGAGCAAGAAAGAAAUUAAAAACCGAGGUUGAAUCAUAUGCAAAUACAGUAGUGAAUUCUACUAGCAAAAGGCAGUUAAAAAUGACCAAGCUUGAUGAUAAGCAGUUAGAAGAACCUUCGACCCAUUUACAAGCAGCUAGACGGUCUGCCAGGUUAAAAAAGUCUGAAACCUUCAAAUUAUUACAAAAGGGAUUGGAUGUUCAUGCUACUAAGAGAAGGAAGAAAUUGAAGGAUGAAAAGUGUUUAGCUGCUGACUCCUUUCAAGACGUAAUAAAAAUAGAUACUGUUAAAACUGAAAAAUGUGAUGAUGGCAGAUCAACAUCAGAUGUGAACCAUGUUGAAGGAGAGAAAUGUGACAUUAAUGAAGCCUUAUUAGCAGGAGGAUCAGUUGCAACUGUCCAACAUUCAAAGGUGAAAAAGUUGGACAGUGAGGAAGAUGAUAUUGAUUAUGGAGCUGCAGGCCCUUCAGCAGGGAGAAAUAAGAGAAAAAUAAAGAAUGAAGCUGGAGAUGAAAGUAACAGCAAGAAAUUGGCACCAUGUUUGUUCGAGAAACAGUUGUGUUACCAAACUCAGUUUGAGAAUGAAGCCAAAUUUCCUGUUCAGUCAUCUACUUCGGAAGAUGCAUCUAACGCCAGCUUUAAAUCAGACUUUAAGUCUUUGUGUUUGGUGCCAUUGCUUCCAGAUAAAAAUAAAUGUAAAGAGGAGUGUGUAGAUGAUCAGAUGUCUACUUCACCUUCUCAGCAACAUGAUAAAGAUGGUUCUGUGACUAGUAGCAAAUCCAAAACGUCGUUAGGACAAUCUAGAAGUAGUAAUAUCCCAGGAGACACUAAUGAUGAAUACAUUAAUAUACAUAAUAAAAGUGCAGCUGAUAUAAACACAGAUUGCACCAAUGUAAAUUAUGCAAAAGGUGAUGUUAUAAGGAAGUGUCUAGCAAUUCAGCAGAGGAAUAAACUAGCUGUACGGAGACCUACACGAAUAAUGCUCAAUCAACAGCAAGUGUUUAUUAGUAGACAAUUAUCUCAGCUGCUGGAGGGUGACUUCACAAACGAGGUUCUGAAUACAGCUGUAGAAAAGUUUGAACAAGAUGACAACCCAAUAGAUGCUGUUGCACUUGUUAGGUGUAUUUUGAAAGUGUUGCUGGAAGAGGAUUGUAAUGAGAUUGACCGGAGUCAUGAUGUAAGGGCACCACCUCUAAGUGUGGUUGAGGAGAAGUUAAUAACAUUGAUUGUAACACUGAGGAACAGAUGCUCGAGAUUUUCAUCUUUAAUCAAUGAUUUUCUAACAGCUGUUGAGUAUUACAUACUCAAUUUGAGGACCACACCUGAGUACGAUCUUCUGCACAUUUUGACAAGAUUUCAUGCCUCUCUGUGUAAAGCAGAAGGUCUACGUGAACGGGCACAGGCUUUUUGCUAUGAUGCUCUGUAUUCUCUGAAAAGGAAGUGUUUCCCAGUUAUCUAUACUAUUCUGAUACAUUACCCAGAGGUUUUCCCAAGAGCAUCGUUUGGAAUGAAUUCACCUGUGUGUAUUUCUAUAGUUUAUAGCAUUUUUACCUCCAUGAAUCAGGCUAUCAAUACUAACCUCAGAAUCAAACCACUGAUCACAUUACUGUGUAGAAUUUAUGAUUAUAAACUGCAGGAAGUUCUGUCAUUUGAUUUGGUGGAUUGCUUCCUCAAUCAUUUGAAAUGUCAAAAUUCGAAAUCAGGAGAAGUCUGUGCUGCUGUUGUAUUACUUGCUAAGAGAAAUGAUAGAGCAUGGACAUUGACACAGCUAAUUCCAAAAUACCUUGCGCCAAUAAUACAGGAGUGGAGAUGUGGAAAAAUAAAUGAGGCUGUUAUCAGCGAUGUUAUUGAUCUAAUUGGAUGUGUCGUGAAACCGUUUUCUGAAGAAUGUGAUAUGGGAGCAGUUCUGAAGAUAUUUAAAGGAAUUUUACAUGCUGAUCAAGUCACAAAGACACUGAAGAUGAAAGCUGCUUUAAAUCUAGCCCGACAAGCAGCUCACCAUUUUCCAGAAGUAGCUCCUGCACUUUUUGAUUGGGUUCCAGAAGGAGAACUGCCAGAUGAAUUCUGGAAACAAAUGAGCGACAUUCUUUCAGUGAAACCACACAGUUGUUGGACAACAUUCUUAUCAACAUGUGAAGAAAAUAGCGAUGAAAUGUGUGUUGGUGCUCUAAACAAUUGAACACUGUUCUUUUUAUUGUGUGCGGGAUUAAUGUAUAAGGAUUGCAUUAUACUGUUGUUUGCAGUUUUUAUGAUGACAUUUGUCCGGCGACACUGAUUAAAUGGUACAAAACUUGAAUAAUUUCUUAUAUGUAAAAAAAGAAAGAAAUAGAUGUUGUAUUUUGUUGUGUACAAAUGAAAUUUUUAAAGCAGUUCUGCUGCAGGAUAUUAAUAUAUGUGCACUGUCUGUGUUAAAACAACAAAUAUAUUAUGUAUUGUCAUGUAUUGUGUAUG